This is a messenger RNA of Moneuplotes crassus, 1475 nucleotides long. The record is from the annotation of a GenBank genome assembly. Lineage: Eukaryota; Ciliophora; Spirotrichea; Euplotida; Euplotidae.
AUGGUAAAAGGACCUAAGCAGGUAAGAAAGGCCAGGAACACAGUCAAGCUGAACAACUACCAAGAAGCUAUCAACAAAGUGGACAAGUACUGGGACCAGAUCCCUGAAGAUAAGAUCUUCAAAAAGGAGAUUUUAUUGGAGAAUGAUUACAUCUUUCACAUGAAUAAUCCGAUAGUUGUGAGGAUUGUUUUCCAGAGAUUUUGUAAAUAGUCAUCUAGUGCAGUAUAAGAUGGAAUUGAGCAAGGUGAAGGAGGAUGUACCAGAUGAAAUUCAGGAAUUAGUGAAUGACCUUAACGAGUUCACAAUUGCGUUCAACGAAAUGCAGAAAGAAUUCAAGAAUCUGGAGAAAAUCGAGAAUAAUUGCGAUCCAAAAGACUGGGAAGAUCUCAAGAAAACAGCAAAGAGCUUAUAUAAAAGAGUACGCAAAGGUAGAGAGGAUCUCAGAAAUUCCAGAUUUUACUCAGUCUUAGGGGAGGAAUUCUACAAAAAUCUUCCUUGUACUCUUGAACAUCUGUCAGAAACUCGUGCUAGCAUCCUCAGCAACAUUGAUCUGCCUGUAGACCCAAUCGGAAUGGCUGCUUAUGAGAAACGUAUCAGAAAGAUCCAUAAUAAGAAAAUCAAGCUCUACACUAAGAUUCAUGAAGAAGAGGAAGAGAAGAGAGGUUUAGAGAAGAAGAUUGCUAAACGAGAGAAGAAGAUUCGCAAGCUAAGCGUAGAGGUAUCCAAUAAAGACGAAAAGAUUAGAAAUGUCCAAGAAGAAAUAGAGAAAUGGAAGUCCAAAUUUUAUCAGAAAGCGGAAGAAGUUAAGAAACAAAAGAAGGAAAUUAAGAAAAUAGACAAAAUUAAUAAGAAAUUAGAGAAGGAAAAUGAGAGAAUAAUUGAGAUCAACAAGGAUUUGGCCAAUCAGCACAAUGACCUUGUCACAGUAAUAGGAGACGGGCUUGACGGUCCAGCAAUUCCCUUUACAGACUAUGAAUCUGAACACCCUCUCACAGAUGGUGGAAAAGAGGAAAAGAAAAAGGAAAAGAAGAAAAAGAAGCACUCUUCACUAAAAGAUGUUGAUGUAAAAGCUGAGAAUGAUGAUUCCCAACCAGAUAAAGAAGACAAGAAAGCAUCUGAAGAUCAGAAAGAGCCUGAAGACCAGAAAGAGCCUGAAGACCAGAAAAUGCCUGAAGACCAGAAAAUGCCUGAAGACCAGAAAAUGCCUGAAGACCAGAAAAUGCCUGAAGACCAGCAAGUACCCGAAGACCAGAAAGCGCCUGAAGACCAGAAAGUGCCUGAAGACCAGAAAGCAUCUGAAGACCAGAAGGCUCCUGAGGACCAAAAGGCGCCUGUGGAUCAGAAAGCGCCUGAGGACCAGAAAGUGCCUGAAGCCCCACAAGUCCCUGCAGACCAACAAGUCUCUGCAGACCAGAACCAAGACAAAGACAAUAAAGCUCAAGAUGAGAGCAAAGGAUAACCUCAUACUUACUCUA